GCGCAUGCGUGCCCCCGGAGCUGGCUCAGGCUGCCUCGGCCAGAUUGCGAAGCCCUCCGAUUCUGCGCUGUUGACCGGGUCUCCUGCAUCUCUCCUGCGUGUCCUCCCACUCCGCCCCGCGAUGCCGGUGGACCUCAGCCAGUGGUCUGGGCCCUUGAGCCUACAGGAAGUGGACGAGCAGCCGCAGCACCCGCUGCAGGUCAAAUACGCCGGGGCGGAGGUCGACCAGCUGGGCAAAGUGCUGACGCCCACCCAGGUUAAGAACCGGCCGGCGAGUAUUGAAUGGGAUGGUGUUGAUCCAGGUAAACUCUACACCUUGGUCUUGACAGACCCGGAUGCUCCAAGCAGAAAGGACCCCAAAUAUAGGGAAUGGCACCAUUUCCUGGUGGUCAACAUGAAGGGCAACAACAUCGGCAGUGGCACAGUCCUCUCUGAUUAUGUGGGCUCUGGGCCUCCUAAGGGCACAGGCCUUCACCGCUACGUCUGGCUGGUUUACGAGCAGAACAAGCCGCUGAAGUGUGACGAGCCCAUCCUCAGCAACCGAUCUGGAGACCAUCGUGGCAAAUUCAAGGUGGCAUCUUUCAGGAAAAAGUACGAGCUCGGGCCUCCAGUGGCUGGCACGUGUUACCAGGCGGAAUGGGACGACUACGUGCCCAAGCUCUAUGAGCAGCUGUCUGGGAAGUAGGGGAAAGCCAGGAGACAGAUGUUGCCCCUGGGGGCCCCAAGCAGUGUUCUCAAGUUCAGUGAUAUAUGUAGAUUUCUCCUCGUCCCUGUUCCCAUUCUCAUAGGCCAGACCUGAGCAGAUAGUGGUGUAGGGUGACUUUUCCGCCUGCCCGUCCUUUAUAAUUGUACAGGGUCACACCCCGUGGUUUAUGUUCUGAUCAAAUUUGAACUCCCUUUUGGUGGCUAUUUUGGUACUGUGAUGCGGUCAUCAUAUUGUUAAUAUAAGAAUAACAACCCAGAAUUUAAAGGAGAAAAAUUUUAGGUAAGAAGAACAGGUCUACAGUGAUAGUGCAGAGCAUCAAAACAUCUUCAAGGGAGAUUAAAACAAAAAAAGAAAGAUUUAUUGCCUCUUUCUUUGUGCGCCUGAAUCCAAAACUGCACAGUGGCAUAUUCCGGGAUGUGUUUUCAUAGGCCCGUCUCUCACCAGACAACCAGAGGCUGGCAUCCUCUAACCCCCAUGGCGCACAUCUCGGGUUAGUUAGUAGGUGUGUCACUGUCCUGCCCUGGCUCCUUGAGAGAGCAGCACUGGAAGAGGCCGUAAGGAGAAUUGCUCUUCUGUCCCGGCAGCCGUCUGGAUGAGCUACAGGGCUGGGUGAGGUUAUCAGAAAUCUGAGUCUGUGUCUGUUAAACUGAUCACUCUUCGUUGGUGUAACAAAAGUAGGUCUGGAGUUGCUGAGUAUUGUGUUAAUUCUGCUGUUUGCCUCUAGUUGAAUAAAAAUAAAAACAUUGUGUGGACAAACUAGGCCUCCAGCUAUUUUGCCCUUUUGGCUAUGGGGUUUCAGAAAUGUUGG
Molossus molossus (Pallas's mastiff bat) is the source of this 1514-nucleotide messenger RNA. RefSeq names its product phosphatidylethanolamine binding protein 1 (gene PEBP1). The record is from RefSeq and is a predicted model, not a curated record. Gene Ontology annotation, biological process: negative regulation of MAPK cascade. Lineage: Eukaryota; Metazoa; Chordata; Mammalia; Chiroptera; Molossidae. The transcript is spliced from 4 exons. Bases 5 to 685 code for a protein of 226 amino acids.